AUGGCCGAUAGCCAUGAAAUCUACAACCUCGGCAGAUUGUGCGAAGGUGCUUUUCACGACCUUCUCAGCGACAGGUCUCUGGCUAGCUUUCCCAUCGUGGACGUCCUGUACCAACAUUUCCAGCAAUGGGCAUCCUAUCUCGGCGUGUUCGCCGAAGAGUCGAUAUCCCUCGACUCCCGGUUAAGGACCAGCGACUCUCUGCGAACCUUGGUUCUGCAGCUGUUAGAGAUAACAAAACGGAACUUGAUCCGUACCAUGGCUAUUGAAAAUGAGAAGACAGGGUCCAAGUCUCCAGCAUCGCUUAUCGAGAGUAUGGACCGGAGGACCUCCGAAAACGUGUCGUCGCCGUUGGUGGAAACGUUGCAAGCGUUGGAAGCUGCCCUCGACAGCUUGCAUCGACUAGGUGUGGCGAUGCGUCAGACGUCGUCCAGCAAUUUGACCCAGAGAAUUGUCGCAUUCAUAGAUAAAGAGGAUGAUGGUGACCUUCAGGAUCUCAUCUGCUUCCGUCUUAAGCACAAACUUAUGGCCUCAGCCAGGAACCAGGGCAAGGACACCGGCCCGCCUCUAUCGCUGUGCAAGCAAUUAGCAGUGUCCAUCUCGUUUAGAUAUUUCAGGAUUCGACGCCACGUUGAUGAGGAUCUAAAGUUAUACGCUUGUAUAUCGGAGCAAUGCUUGGAGCCGCCGCAGCUCUUUUCGCGGUUCGAUGACUGGUGUCGUCAUAUGGACCAAGUUCACUCACCGCGCUGGGCAGAGACUGUCCACGGGAUUCCAUUCUGGUGUUGCGAUACAAACCACGAGGUGCUCAACUUUGACGAUGAGGCGGCCUUUGACAGGCACGUCAUGGAGCAGCACCCCGAGUAUGAUACCCAGUCCGACAUAACCCUACUGAAAGAGUGGUGCCGGAUACGGCGAGAUAGGCCGCCAUAUACUUGUCCAAUUUGCGGUUGCGUGCCCCGUGAAAUCGCGUUAAUCGCACCAUGGCUUGUUGAAGAGGACAGCUUCAACGAACUCCCAAAGCGGAAAGCAAAACGUCCCGUCCAAAUCCGUGGCGAUCUCGACGCUGAUUUUCGAAGGAAAUUGUCCCUCCACGUUGCGUGCCAUAUCAAGGAGCUUGGAUUCAUGUCAAUCAUAUACCUAGACGACGGGUCAGACGAUGGGUCGGGGGCUGGCCAACGUCCGUCGACUCUUCUCGACGAGGAGUGGGGUUUCCCGCCUAGCCCUUCCGACUUGCAGGAUUUGGAUCCAGAUUUCGAGGGCUAUAAUGAGUCAUUCAUUCCAAAACCUUUAGAUGAGAAUAUAUUUGAGUUGGAUUGGGCAAGAGUAAUGACUCUACGUCCUUCCGAACCCAUCAAACCGCCAGAUCAAAUACCCUCAGAAAAUGAGGAUAGUCUGCAAGAGAAACCUGCCGAAAAUGCACUAGACUUCCCUUCAAAAUCAGUGGAAGACGCUAAGCAGUCCAGCCACAGCCGCAGAAAAGGCAAGGGUCGGAAACAUCAGAUCUGGAGCGCAUGGGGCGAGUGGAUCUGGUCCAAAACAUACUCCAGAUACUAUCGUCAGCGCCAGGACAAUCUCGGUAAUAUCGAAACGGCUUGGGGCCCGGAAGAGCCGGACGUUCGCGGCGAGCAUGGAGAGCCUGAUGAAGUCCAUUCCGAUCAGCCUUCCACAUUACGCUCAGAUGAUGAAGGGGAUACGGCAACAUACGAGGGGUAUGCGAGUGUUGCGGAACAUCCUCAUAUCGCCGGUCCUCCAAACAAGGAUCCCGAGAUACUUGACCCGAUAGGGAGUGUUCUGGAUGAGGAUUUCGAGUUAAUGUACGACUCGGUUGAUGCCGAUUGGGAGCAGAGGACAUUCAGAAAACGAAGGCGACCCGGCCCAGAGGUCCAGGAAGGAAAAGCAGAGGGCAGAUAG
This is a messenger RNA of Scedosporium apiospermum, 1908 nucleotides long. RefSeq lists its product as uncharacterized. The record is from RefSeq and is a predicted model, not a curated record. Lineage: Eukaryota; Fungi; Ascomycota; Sordariomycetes; Microascales; Microascaceae. The coding region runs from base 1 to 1908 and encodes 635 amino acids. The transcript is spliced from 6 exons.